AUGUCGCCAGUGCAAAGCGGAGGGCGCUGGGUGGCCCCUGUUCAACGGUGGUGCUUGGAAAGUGGUACUGGCGGUGGAGUCGGCAAUCCUCCAGGGGGGCGUGUCGACUGUGCGGUGCCCAGGACCGGUUCGGUGACAUUCACGCCCCUCCACCCCUCUGGCUCGCACGCGCUUCGGGCAGAGACAAGGAGAGGCAGAGAGGCACAGUACCAAACCACGGCGGUUGCCAAGUCCACAGAGGCUGCCCGGAAGAGUGGCCACAGGCGGGCGGGUCUUGUCCCCAAAUCUUCGUCCUUUGUGUUCACCAGACCCUGUUGUCUCUGGCUUGUCUAG
Gaeumannomyces tritici R3-111a-1 is the source of this 333-nucleotide messenger RNA. RefSeq lists its product as hypothetical. The transcript is spliced from 2 exons. The coding region runs from base 1 to 333 and encodes 110 amino acids. Lineage: Eukaryota; Fungi; Ascomycota; Sordariomycetes; Magnaporthales; Magnaporthaceae. The record is from RefSeq and is a predicted model, not a curated record.